Messenger RNA from Chenopodium quinoa (quinoa), 2298 nucleotides. Its product is annotated as rab9 effector protein with kelch motifs-like. The record is from RefSeq and is a predicted model, not a curated record. The coding region runs from base 279 to 2159 and encodes 626 amino acids. Gene Ontology annotation, molecular function: protein binding. The transcript is spliced from 7 exons. NCBI's taxonomy places the organism in Eukaryota, Viridiplantae, Streptophyta, Magnoliopsida, Caryophyllales, Amaranthaceae.
UGUCACAGUGACAAUAUAUUGGAGUUGAAAGCACCCAUCUUUUCAUGUCUUAAUUGUUUCAUCAGACUAUCACUCACUAUACUACUAGUACUAGUACUAAAUUUCACUCAAUUGUUAUUUUUCUAUCAUAAAUAUUUCUAAUUUCUUGCAUUUUCUACUCCAUUAAUAAUCUUACCUCUACUAUUACUCAAUAUUUUAGAGAAAUCUUACCUCUACUAUUACUCAAUAUUUUAGAGAGAGAAACAAGCUACAAGAGAGUUGGUUGUUUGCAAAUAAAGAUGGGUUCUUUGGGAAGUUAUGAAGGAAUUGAAGCUAAGAAAGCAAUGUGGUUGUAUCCAAAGGUGGUUGGCUCUAAUCCUUCUGAAAGAUGGGGGCAUACUUCUUGUUUCUACCAGGGCCAUGUUUAUGUUUUCGGGGGAUGUUGUGGGGGUAUGCAUUACAGUGAUGUAUUAGUACUAAAUCUAGAUACAGUGUGUUGGACAACUCUAGUGACCACCGGCAAGGGGCCGGGUCCGAGAGAUAGCCACAGCGCCACGCUGUGGGGGAACAAAAUUAUAGUUUUUGGGGGUACAAAUGGUUCUAAGAAGGUCAAUGACCUCCACAUUUUGGACCUUGACUCCAAGGAGUGGAUCCAACCCUUGUGUUCGGGUGCUUACCCUUCAGCACGAGAGAGCCACACCGCCACCUUAGUUGGUGACGAUCAAUUACUCGUGUUUGGUGGGAGUGGAGAAGGUGUAGGGAACUACUUGAAUGAUUUGCAUUUUUUGGAUCUUAAGACCAUGACUUGGACUUCCCCUAUAUUGAAGGGUGAUGCCCCUCCACCUAGAGAUAGUCACAUUUGUGUUGUGGUUGGGAGGAAAGUCUUUGUGUAUGGCGGUGAUUGUGGGGACCGCUACCAUGGUGAUGUGGACGUGUUUGAUAUCGAUACCUUGAUGUGGUCAAGGUUGGAAGUUCGAGGAGCUUCACCUGGAAUGAGGGCAGGACAUGCUGCUGUCAGAAUUGGGACUAAGGUUUAUGUUAUAGGCGGAGUUGGAGACAAGAGAUACUACAACGACGCUUGGGUCCUUGACACGAUGUUAUGUUCAUGGUCUAUGCUUGAGAUUUGUGGCCAGCCACCUCAAGGGCGAUUUUCUCAUACAGCAAUUGUUAUAGACUCUGACAUAGCCGUAUACGGAGGGUGCGGAGAGGAUGAACGUCCUUUAGGGGAACUCCUAAUAUUGCAACUUGGGAAUGAGCAUCCAAAUGGUCGUUACAACAUUUCAAUGUGCAAGAGCUUCGGAAAUCAAAGAAACCAACGAAGGAGAAGAGGUCAAUCAGAUACUCAGAGGCAGAAGACAAUGCUGUUAGGUAGUUGUAUAGAAACUGAGAAGACAGAUGCAAAUGAGCUAGACACUACACACACCAAGAGAAGGAGAACCAUUCAUGCAAACACAUGGGAGCGGGAAACAGAACAAGAAGAGCAUUCUCUUUCCGUGUCACAAAACUCCUCUCCGUCUCAAUCUGAUCAAGAGCAAACAACUGUCCAAAACCCAACUUCUUCCACACCAAUACCUCAAAGUUUCCCAUUCCACUCCAUAAAUCAACCAAACAAACCUCCAAGGCAAACACCACAAAAUCUGCCCGACGUCUACAUCCUAGGGGAGCAUCGACCUAACCAAAGACCCGCACAUUCCUUACAGUUAUCUCAUGCAGUUAAAAGUGAAGUUGAGUUUUUAACAGCAGAGGGGAGACACCUUAAUCAAAGCAUUUCUCAAAACUUGAUUGGAGCUGAAGUGCAUGGGAAAGUGGAUGGGUCAUUCGAUUCUGGUUACCUGAUGACCGCGAAUGUUAAUGGGAGAAUAUUUAGAGGAGUCCUGUUUGCUCCUGGACCAAAUACCUUGUGUAAAGGAGCAAAUCGGAGCCAAAAUAGCUUUGGUCAAAUUCCAGGUGCUCAGCAAUGUACAAAUUCCAAUAGAGGAUCCCCUUUUGGAAAGAGUUCAAUCUUUAAACCUCUAAAAAACCCCGGUGCAGGAUUCAGCCAUGAGAUCGGUCAUGGCAACAUGGAUCGCCCCUCGCCCAUCUUUCAAGCUCUUCCAAGAAAGGAUCAAGUGUUAAGGGAGAGAAGUGAUCUCCAAGGGGUGGUUCUAUCACUAGGAGGACCCGGAAGUAGUCAUGUAUAAAUUUGUGUUGAUGAUAGUAUGCCAUUUUGCUAUGGUGUUUGCCAUUUGUUGUGUUGCCUAUAAUCGUUUUGAGAAGUUUAGGAUAAAUUCAUGUGUUACCUUUUCGUGUUUGCAAUCUUGGCAACACUACCUCUAGCUA